AUUUGGUACAAAGGAGUUUGCAGUACCACGCAUGAGCGCUGUGCCCUUUGCCGUGUUGGCUGCGUGCAAGCCGGAGGAACUGGCUGGACGAAAUUGUACAGGGACGGAGGGAGGUAAGAGGUCCGCUGGGAUUCAGCCAUCAAUGAUCGGGCUGGAAGAUGGCGUCGACCCCAGGCUUCAACGCCACGGUGCUCACCUCAGUCCCACCCUCCACGUUCGACAACACCGCCAACCCGCUCGCCGGCCAGGGGGAGGCGACCACGUUCAACGGCUCAGACUGCUUCAAUCCGCUGGGAAAGCCAGUCGCGCAUCUGCGGAAUAGUUUCGGAGGCAUCCCUACUGUCCUACUCAUUUACUUCAUCCUCUUCUGGAUCCUGAUCACCAUAUUUUCCCUACUGAGGAAGAAAGCCUGGGAUUAUGGACGCGUUGCCCUCUUUGCUGUCAACGUCAGCCACCCUGAGGACGAACUCAACACCUACCAGCGAUUCACCUCCCCCUCCUCCUCCAGCGAGCACCUAGUGAAUGAUGUGGGCCAUUGCUCGUGGCUGGUCAACACCUUCUCCAUGAUGGACAGUGAACUACAGGAGCAGUGCGGAGACGAUGCCAUGCUGUACCUGUCCUUCCAACGCCACCUCAUUGUCAUCCUCAUCGCCAUGAGUGUCAUGUCCGUGGGAAUCAUCCUGCCCGUCAACCUCUCCGGCAGCCUGUUGACCAACGAUCCUGAACUUUUUGGCAGAACUACAAUUGGAAACAUAAAAAUCAAGAAUGACAUCCUGUGGCUUCACACCGUCUUUGCCGUCAUCUACCUGCUGCUGACCGUGCUGGUGCUGAGGCACCACGCCUCCUCCACCAGAUACACCGGAGAGGACGUGGUGAAACGCACACUAUUCAUAGCGAGGAUACCGAAGCAGGCCAAUGAGGAGACCAUAGGCAGACACCUCAGGGAGGCCUACCCAACGUGCACCGUUCUGGAGGUCCAGCUUUGCUACGAUGUGGAGUUCCUGAUGGAGUUGAAUGCCCGGUGGGUGGCAGCGGGCCACAGUCGAGACUACUACAGAGCGCUGAUCCUAGACAGAGGACGCAGAGUCUACAUCAACCCGAAACUGUGCGGCCAUUUCUGCUGCUGCAGCUUCAGAGGAUGCGAGCAGGUCGACGCUGUGGAUUAUUACACAAAGCUGGAGAGUGAGUUUCAAGACCAGUUCAUGCAGCAGAGAGACGUACCCAUCAAGAAAUCCCUCGGUCUCGCCUUUGUCACCUUCCAGGAUGAAGCCAUGGCAACGAUGGUGCUGAGGGACUUCAGCAACAUCCGAUGCCAGGGCUGCAGGUUACUGGCCAACAGCCAGCCUUCCAACCACAGCCAAAGCCUCCAGGUGUCCAAAUGGGUGGUCAGCUACGCCCCAUCAGCUCAGAACGUCCACUGGAAGAAUCUCUCGGUGCAGGGAGCCCAAUGGUGGCUGCGUUGCAUCUUCAUCAACUUCCUCGUCUUCAUCCUGCUGUUCUUCCUCACCACCCCCUCGAUCGUGCUGUCCACCAUCGACCAGCUCAACAUCACCCGCCCCAUCUACUACCUCAACGACCCAGUUAUCAACCAGUUCCUGCCCACCCUCCUGCUCUGGUCCUUCACCGCCCUGCUGCCGACCAUCGUUCGAUACUCCACCAUCUUUGUGGGUCACUGGACCAGGUCAGCUGAGAACCGCAUCAUGAUGCAUAAAGUCUACACCUUCCUCACCAUUAUGGUCCUGAUCCUGCCUUCGCUGGGCCUCACCAGUCUGGACGUCUUCUUCCGUUGGCUGUUUGACAAGAAAUUUCUGGACAAAGGCAAGAUCAGAUUCGAGUGCGUGUUCCUCCCGGACCAGGGCGCCUUCUUUGUCAACUAUGUAAUUGCUGCUGCCUUCAUCGGGAACGCCAUGGCUCUGCUGCGUCUGCCCAGUCUCCUCCUCUACACCUUCAGGAUGCUGGUGGCCAGGUCUGCGGCCGAGAGGAACCUUGUCAAGCAGCGCGAGGCAUAUCCGUUUGAGUUUGGACUGAACUAUGCGUGGUUACUGUGCAUCUUCACAGUGGUGACAGCUUACAGCAUCACCUGCCCCAUCAUUGUUCCUUUUGGUCUGAUGUACUUGUUGCUGAGACACAUGGUGGACAGGUACAACCUCUACUAUGCCUACCUGCCCACACAGCUGAGCCAGAGACUACACACAGCCGCAGUGAAGCAGGCAGCCACCGCCCCCAUCAUCUGUCUCCUCUGGCUGCUCUUCUUCUCCGUCAUCCGAGGAGGUUUGACGGCUCCGACCUCCAUCUUCACCUUCGUGGUGGUGCUCCUCACCAUAGUCAUCUGCAGCAUUUUGGGAUGCGCUGAGGACAAAUACUUCACCAUCGACAAGGUACUAAAACUGCUCCCACAGUCGACGGAAACGGAACAAACAUCACAGGCGUGGCAAUCGAGAAUCUUCAUCCCGAGCUUCCUGCGGUUAUCCAAGCCGGAGGACCUCCUGGAUCCACAGAAGCAUCCAUCGUAUGGUGCCAUUGGGAACAGCAGCCAGCUCCUGGCAGAGGAAACUGUGCAGCCUCCAGAUGACGCGUCUCCUCCGGACAAUGCAGACAGCGAUCAGAUAUAUCUGGUGGACGCCGGAGAUGGAUAGAUCUGAGAAACACUCCUGGAUUCACCCCCAACUCUAACUGCCCACCAUGCAAUAGUGUUGUUGAAGACCGACGGCCACAUUAGACGGCACGCUUACCUCAGA
This is a messenger RNA of Amblyraja radiata (thorny skate), 2738 nucleotides long. Its product is annotated as CSC1-like protein 2. The transcript has 23 exons. NCBI's taxonomy places the organism in Eukaryota, Metazoa, Chordata, Chondrichthyes, Rajiformes, Rajidae. Gene Ontology annotation, cellular component: plasma membrane. Gene Ontology annotation, molecular function: calcium-activated cation channel activity; nucleic acid binding. The coding region runs from base 159 to 2636 and encodes 825 amino acids. The record is from RefSeq and is a predicted model, not a curated record.